This is a messenger RNA of Pipra filicauda (Wire-tailed manakin), 6612 nucleotides long. RefSeq names its product neuronal cell adhesion molecule (gene NRCAM). The record is from RefSeq and is a predicted model, not a curated record. Lineage: Eukaryota; Metazoa; Chordata; Aves; Passeriformes; Pipridae. The coding region runs from base 491 to 4477 and encodes 1328 amino acids. The transcript has 35 exons. Gene Ontology annotation, molecular function: cell-cell adhesion mediator activity. Gene Ontology annotation, biological process: brain development; cell-cell adhesion.
CCCGCCGCGGCUCUUCUCGCCGGGCUGCCGAGCGGGCAGCAGCAGCAGCAGCAGCAGCAGAAGGAGAGGAGGAGGAACAGCAAGAAGAAGAGCGCGGGUAUCCUCUUGACCCUCUUCUCCCCGGGCGGAGGGGCCGCACCUUCCCGCAAAACAGUGACAUAAAGACCUGUCAUACAGGGGAUAAGAAAGAAGGAAAAGAAAAAGGAUAGACCGUCUUGCUCAGAAGUUAUUUGUACAAAGGUGUUGCUUGAGAGUCGAGUGAGCAGUUCUUUGUAUUUUCUUUGAAGGAUCAAUAUUUCAAGAUGCAUGAAGCAGAAGGGUCUGACUGACAAGCUGCCUUGAUACACUGUUAUUCUAACUAUGACUGGAUUGACUGAAAGUUGCCUCAAAGAGUUUCUUGUCUAUAUUUACAUAACUAUUGCAAGCUACCUGGUCUGAUGAAGUUGAACUUCAUUCUUCAAGUGUGAUUUACUCAGUACAGCCUAAAAUCAUGAUGAAAAAGAAGAGCAUACCUGCAAGUAAACCUUUCUUGAUCCUCUUUCUGUGCCAAAUGAUUUCUGCAUUGGACGUACCUCUUGACUCAAAACUUCUAGAAGAAUUGUCACAACCUCCUACGAUAACUCAUCAAUCUCCAAAAGAUUACAUUGUUGACCCUCGAGAGAAUAUUGUAAUACAGUGUGAAGCCAAAGGAAAGCCACCUCCUAGCUUCUCCUGGACACGCAAUGGAACUCAUUUUGAUAUAGAUAAAGAUGCACAGGUAACAAUGAAACCAAAUUCAGGGACCCUUGUCAUAAAUAUUAUGAAUGGUGGGAAGGCAGAAGCAUAUGAAGGAGUAUACCAGUGUACAGCAAGGAAUGAACGAGGAGCAGCCAUUUCCAACAAUAUUGUUAUAAGGCCUUCUAGAUCGCCUUUGUGGACCAAAGAAAAACUAGAACCACAUCAGGUUCGCGAAGGUGAUUCACUAGUACUGCACUGCAGACCUCCUGUUGGCUUACCACCACCUAUAAUAUUUUGGAUGGAUAAUGCUUUCCAAAGGCUGCCUCAAAGUGAAAGAGUUUCACAAGGUCUAAAUGGAGAUCUUUAUUUUUCUAAUGUACAACCAGAAGACACCCGGGAGGACUAUAUCUGCUAUGCAAGAUUUAAUCAUACACAAACUAUACAGCAGAAACAACCCAUUUCUGUAAAAGUAUUUUCAUUGGAUUCAUUGAAUGACACUAUAGCUGCUAAUUUGAGUGACACUGAUAUUUAUGGUGCGAAGCCAGUUACAGAGAGGCAGCCAGUUCUUCUAACACCUACAGGUAGCACGAGUACCAAAGUGGAACUCAGAGGAAAUGUGCUUUUGUUGGAGUGCAUUGCAGCAGGAUUACCCACACCGGUAAUCCGCUGGAUUAAAGAGGGUGGGGAACUGCCAGCCAACAGAACAUUUUUUGAAAAUUUUAAGAAAACUCUAAAGAUUAUAGAUGUUUCUGAAGCUGACUCUGGGAACUACAAGUGUAUAGCAAGAAAUACACUGGGUUCAGUUCAUCAUGUCAUUUCAGUAACCGUGAAAGCUGCCCCAUACUGGAUAACAGCACCCAGAAACUUGGUCUUGUCUCCUGGAGAAGAUGGGACAUUGAUCUGCAGAGCUAAUGGCAACCCAAAGCCUAGUAUAAGCUGGUUAGCAAAUGGCGUUCCCAUAGCAAUUGCCCCAGAAGAUCCUAGCAGAAAGGUAGAUGGUGACACCAUUAUUUUCUCCCACGUGCAAGAAAGAUCAAGUGCUGUCUAUCAGUGCAAUGCUUCUAAUGAAUAUGGAUACUUGCUAGCAAAUGCAUUUGUGAAUGUUCUGGCUGAGCCACCAAGAAUUCUAACUCCUGCUAAUAAGCUGUAUCAAGUCAUCGCAGAUAGUCCUGCAUUGCUAGACUGUGCUUAUUUUGGGUCACCUAAGCCUGAAAUUGAAUGGUUUAAGGGAGUGAAAGGUAGCAUCUUGCGUGGAAAUGAAUACGUUUUCCAUGAUAAUGGAACCUUGGAAAUUCCGGUGGCUCAGAAAGAUAGUACUGGUACAUACACAUGUGUAGCAAGGAAUGAAUUAGGAAAGAUACAAAAUGAGGUGCACUUGGAAAUUAAAGAUCCAACAAUGAUAAUUAAACAGCCAGAAUACAAAGUGGUUCAGAGAUAUGGCCAAGUUUCAUUUGAGUGUAUAAUAAAACAUGAUUCUACCUUACUACCAACAGUUAUAUGGUUGAAGGACAAUGAUGAACUUCCAGAUGAUGAAAGGUUUCUAGUUGGUAAAGACAACUUGACCAUUAUGAAUGUAACUGAUAAAGAUGAUGGAACAUACACUUGCAUAGUUAAUACUACUCUGGACAGUGUUUCAGCAAGUGCUGUGCUUACUGUUGUUGCUGCUCCCCCAACUCCAGCUAUCAUUUACGCUCGGCCAAAUCCACCCUUUGACUUGGAAUUGACAGGUCAGCUAGAAAGAAGCAUUGAACUUUCAUGGAUACCAGGAGAUGAAAACAACAGUCCCAUUACACACUUUGUAAUUGAGUAUGAAGAUGGGCUGCAUGAACCAGGAGUAUGGCAUUACCAGACGGAAGUUCCUGGAACUCAGACAACAGUACAGUUGAAGUUGUCUCCGUACGUCAACUACUCAUUCCGUGUGGUAGCUGUCAAUAAGAUUGGCAGAAGUCAGCCCAGUGAACCAUCUGAGCAGUACCUGACAAAAUCUGCAAGCCCUGAUGAAAAUCCUGCUAAUGUGCAAGGGAUAGGCUCAGAACCUGAUAAUUUGGUAAUAACAUGGGAGUCUUUAAAAGGUUUUCAGUCUAAUGGACCGGGACUUCAGUACAAAGUCAGUUGGCGCCAGAAGGAUGUUGAUGAUGAAUGGACAUCUGUUAUAGUUGCAAAUGUAUCUAAAUAUAUUGUGUCUGGUACACCAACUUUUGUUCCCUAUGAAAUAAAAGUACAAGCUUUAAAUGACCUGGGAUAUGCACCAGAGCCAUCAGAGGUGAUUGGACAUUCAGGGGAAGACUUGCCGAUGGUUGCUCCAGGCAAUGUGCAGGUUCAUGUUAUUAACAGCACAUUAGCAAAGGUGCAUUGGGACCCAGUUCCACUAAAAACUGUCCGAGGACACCUCCAAGGGUACAAAGUUUACUACUGGAAAGUGCAGAGUCUAUCCAGAAGGAGUAGGCGGCAUGUAGAAAAAAAGAUCUUGACUUUCAGGGGAAACAAGACUUUUGGAAUGUUACCAGGGCUGGAGCCCUAUAGUUCUUACAAGCUGAACGUUAGAGUUGUUAAUGGUAAAGGAGAAGGACCAGCAAGCCCAGACAAAGUAUUUAAGACCCCUGAAGGAGUUCCUAGCUCGCCCUCCUAUUUGAAGAUUACUAACCCAACAUUGGACUCUCUGACUCUGGAGUGGGGUUCACCUACCCAUCCAAAUGGUGUUUUGACAUCAUAUAUACUGAAGUUUCAGCCAAUCAACAACACACAUGAAUUGGGUCCCUUGGUAGAGAUAAGAAUUCCUGCCAACGAGAGCAGCUUGAUAUUAAAAAAUUUAAAUUACAGCACACGGUACAAGUUUUACUUUAACGCACAAACUUCAGUUGGAUCAGGAAGUCAGAUAACUGAGGAAGCAGUAACAAUUAUGGAUGAAGGUAAGAUGGCUGGUAUUCUCCAUCCUGCUGUAGUUGCAGGCAAAGGAUACUCAGAAAUCCUUUUUGCAACCUCCCCAGUCAUGCACACUGUCCGUCCAACAUUCUAUAAGGUUCAACCACUUUAUCCAAGGAUCAGAAAUGUUACAACAGCUGCUGCUGAGACCUAUGCCAAUAUCAGUUGGGAGUAUGAGGGACCAGAUCAUGCGAACUUUUAUGUUGAAUAUGGUGUAGCAGGCAGCAAAGAAGAUUGGAAAAAGGAAAUUGUAAAUGGUUCUCGAAGCUUCUUUGUCUUAAAGGGUUUAACACCAGGAACAGCAUAUAAAGUCCGGGUUGGUGCUGAGGGCCUGUCUGGUUUUAGGAGUUCAGAGGAUGUGUUUGAGACAGGUCCAGCAAUGGCGAGCCGGCAGGUAGACAUCGCUACUCAAGGAUGGUUCAUUGGUCUUAUGUGUGCUGUUGCUCUUCUGAUCUUGAUUUUACUGAUUGUUUGCUUCAUAAGGAGGAAUAAGGGUGGCAAAUAUCCAGUGAAGGAAAAGGAGGAUGCACAUGCUGAUCCAGAAAUACAACCUAUGAAAGAAGAUGAUGGAACAUUUGGUGAAUACAGGUCUCUUGAAAGUGAUGCAGAGGACCAUAAACCUCUAAAAAAAGGAAGCCGGACACCUUCAGACAGAACUGUGAAAAAAGAAGACAGUGAUGAUAGUUUAGUUGACUAUGGAGAAGGUGUAAAUGGUCAGUUCAAUGAGGAUGGCUCCUUUAUUGGACAAUAUAGUGGGAAAAAAGAGAAAGAACCUGCAGAAGGAAAUGAAAGCUCUGAGGCUCCUUCUCCUGUAAAUGCCAUGAAUUCAUUUGUGUAACCACAGAACUCGAUCCCCUUGUAUGUUCAGUUUGUUUAAAGCACUUGCACAUCUUCCUUCUCAUACUAUGAACACGCAGGUAAUGGAGCUCCUCACCACCAGGUGUUAAUGCUAUGAGAAUAUGCAGGUCAAUACACAGCGUAAUGACACGGGAAAUGGUAUGUUAGUAUGAAUCAAAAUACAAAAUUCAAAUUUUGUUCAAAACUUGGGUAUUUUUACUUUUUUUCAAAGGAACUGACACAAACAAUAAUAUCAACUUGUAAUUUUGUUUCUUGUUGAAAAUACAGUAUAAUGCAUGGGAAAAGAAAAGCUACACAAUUCACAGGUAAUCUUGUCUACACUAUAAAAACAUGGUUUGACAAUUUGUUACGCAGUCCUCUGCUGAAUCCCUGGAUAUGAAUUUCAUUCCCAUUGUCAAAGUGUUAUAGUAGUAUUAUAUAGAACUUCAAUGUCUUUGUGGACAUUGUUGUGAAAUUGGUGACUUAAUGUCUAGCUAUCAUGUCUUUUUGCAAGACAGUUAGGAACAAUAUGUACAGUAUAUAAUCGCUAAAUGAUUUAAGUAUGACACUUGCAUUUGCUGAUGCUUAAUGAGACCCUAUUAUCUGCUCUUUGCUCCUAUUACUUUAUAGCCUUUUUAAUCUAUCAAGUAUUACAGCAGUACAGUGUUCUAUUUUUACAUCAAAACACGUUGAAUUGAUUUUAGGGCAUAAAAGAUACGCAUUGCAAUGCAUUUUGGAAUUUGUACAGUCACUGAAAGUAAAACUUCGAAAAUGAGAGAAAAUAUUCCAGAAGACACAGGGCAGAGUACAUUCAGUGCCUUUUUACAACAUGCAUUCCGUAAUGCGCUGCACUACUCAAUCAGUUGGUGCAGUAAACUGUGAUUAGCGGACUACUGUCAUUGCCAAAUAAAGGAAAAAUGUAAAAAAAAAUAACGUGUUAUGAAAUUGUUGUGCUAAAAAUGGAAAGUUUAAAAUAUUUUAAAUUACACAAAGAAGAGCAUGUGUUUUUUUCCCCUUUAAAAUAAAAUAAAUGCUUUCUACACAGUUACAGCACAACGUUUUCAUGGCCUUAGAAUAUUUACAACAAAAACAAAAACAACCAAAAAAACCACCCCAGAACACAAACAGAGUUAAAUUAUUUACUAACACAGCAAGGUAUAAGCUCUUGUAAAAUAAAUUGUUAAAAACCCAAGCCAGCUGACUGCACUGGCGAGAGCACAUUUCCCUCUGUGUCCCAGCCUGAGCAGUGUGGCAGCUUUGCAAUUAUCUACACCUUGAAGCAGUGUGGGGGUUACCGCUCGGAACCACGGGAUUCAAUCUGACAAGUGUGAAUAUGGUUUAUUUGUAAAGGAUUACCCUUAUUGGUUAAAAAAGUAUUUUAUCGCAUACUAUAUCAAUCAAAUGUUUACCUCCAAAUAUAAAUUUUUAUAACAACCUAUGGUUGAAGGAAUGCUCAGUUUCAUUUGCCAAUAAAUUGGUUUUUCAUAACUUGCAUCAAGUUUAAUUUUAAGUAAGCUUUUUAUAUGUAGAUAUUUUGUUGAAUUUGUAAAUACACUUAAAGCGUAGAUGCUAUAUGCUUCUAGGUGUUACAGACAAACAAACCAAGAAAGCUUAUGUUGUACUGUGUAAGAAGUACUAUAGCCAAUGGUGUGCAUGGUAUUUUAAAGCAUCUACUUUUUUUUUUUUUUUUGCUGUGAAAACAGAGUAGUGAACUGUUCUGCUCAUUUACUGCAGAUUCCUAAUUGAACCACUCAGAGCUUUUGCCAGUGCAUUACAUUAGCCCAUAAAACACCUCGCAGCUUUCAUGUAUAUACUGUAGGUAAAGCACAACUGAAGUAAUCCCAAAUGUAAGCCAGCUGUAAUAAGCUUCUUUCACACCUUUGAGUUUUCCAUUGAUCAGUUUUCUUAAUGGGAACCGAAAUAUGAAAUUAGUUAUAUGAACAUUAAUUACAAAGCACAAAGAGAACAUUUCUUAACAGGAUUUGCCAACGUUUUUGGUAAAAGAGAAAUAUAAUUUUGCUCUUAUUUAAUUGUAGAUGCUGAAUUAUCUGUGCAUGUGGGGGUAAACAUACAGGCUCACUUCUGUAAUAGUGCAACAGAUUUUGUAUUAAAAAUAAAUGUGAUUUUAAAAUUUCA